This is a messenger RNA of Pipistrellus nathusii (Nathusius's pipistrelle), 4005 nucleotides long. The record is from the annotation of a GenBank genome assembly. NCBI's taxonomy places the organism in Eukaryota, Metazoa, Chordata, Mammalia, Chiroptera, Vespertilionidae.
AUGGGCGACCCAGCCCCCGCCCGCAGCCUGGACGACAUCGACCUGUCCGCCCUGCGGGACCCUGCUGGAAUCUUUGAGCUGGUGGAAGUGGUUGGCAAUGGAACCUAUGGACAGGUGUACAAGGGUCGGCACGUCAAGACGGGGCAGCUGGCUGCCAUCAAGGUCAUGGAUGUCACGGAGGAUGAGGAAGAAGAGAUCAAGCAGGAGAUCAACAUGUUGAAAAAAUACUCUCACCACCGCAACAUUGCCACCUACUAUGGAGCCUUCAUCAAGAAGAGCCCCCCUGGGAACGAUGACCAGCUCUGGCUGGUAAUGGAGUUCUGUGGUGCUGGCUCCGUGACGGACCUGGUGAAGAAUACAAAAGGGAAUGCGCUGAAGGAGGACUGCAUCGCCUACAUCUGCAGGGAGAUUUUGCGGGGUCUGGCCCAUCUCCACGCCCACAAGGUGAUUCACCGAGACAUCAAGGGGCAGAACGUGCUGCUGACAGAGAAUGCCGAGGUCAAGCUAGUGGAUUUUGGGGUGAGUGCUCAACUGGACCGCACCGUGGGAAGGCGAAACACUUUCAUUGGGACCCCCUACUGGAUGGCCCCGGAGGUCAUCGCCUGUGAUGAGAACCCCGAUGCCACCUAUGAUUACAGGAGUGACAUCUGGUCUCUAGGAAUCACAGCCAUUGAGAUGGCAGAGGGCGCCCCCCCUCUGUGUGACAUGCAUCCCAUGCGAGCCCUCUUCCUCAUCCCUCGGAACCCACCACCCAGGCUCAAGUCCAAGAAAUGGUCCAAGAAGUUCAUCGACUUCAUUGACACAUGUCUCAUCAAGACCUACCUGAGCCGCCCACCAACAGAGCAGCUGCUAAAGUUCCCCUUCAUCCGCGACCAGCCCACAGAGCGGCAGGUCCGCAUCCAGCUCAAGGACCACAUCGACCGAUCUCGGAAGAAGCGAGGCGAGAAAGAGGAGACAGAAUAUGAGUACAGCGGCAGCGAAGAGGAAGAUGACAGCCAUGGAGAGGAAGGAGAACCAAGCUCCAUCAUGAACGUGCCCGGCGAGUCCACGCUACGCCGCGAGUUCCUCCGGCUCCAGCAGGAGAAUAAGAGCAACUCGGAGGCUUUAAAGCAGCAGCAGCAGCUGCAGCAGCAGCAGCAGCGAGACCCCGAGGCGCACAUCAAACACCUGCUGCACCAGCGGCAGCGCCGCAUCGAGGAGCAGAAGGAAGAGCGGCGGCGUGUGGAGGAGCAACAACGGCGGGAGCGGGAACAGCGGAAGAUGCAGGAGAAGGAACAGCAACGGCGUCUGGAGGACAUGCAGGCCCUGCGGCGGGAGGAGGAGAGGCGGCAAGCAGAGCGGGAGCAGGAAUACAAGCGGAAGCAGCUGGAGGAGCAGCGGCAGUCAGAGCGCCUGCAGAGGCAGCUGCAGCAGGAGCACGCCUACCUCAAGUCCCUGCAGCAGCAGCAGCAGCAGCAGCAGCUGCAAAAACAGCAGCAGCAACAGCAGCAGAUCCUUCCUGGGGACAGGAAGCCCCUGUACCAUUAUGGUCGGGGCAUUAACCCUGCCGACAAGCCAGCCUGGGCCCGAGAGGUAGAGGAGAGAACAAGGAUGAACAAGCAGCAGAACUCUCCCUUGGCCAAGACCAAGCCGAGCAGCGCAGGGCCUGAGCCCCCUGUUUCUCAGGCCUCCCCUGGGCCCCCAGGACCCCUUUCCCAAACUCCUCCUAUGCAGAGGCCGGUGGAGCCCCAGGAGGGACCGCACAAGAGCCUGGUGGCACACCGGGUCCCACUGAAGCCAUAUGCAGCGCCUGUACCCCGAUCCCAGUCCCUGCAGGACCAGCCCACCCGAAACCUGGCUGCCUUCCCAGCCUCUCAUGACCCUGACCCUGCCGCCCCCACACCCACUGCCACGCCCAGUGCCCGAGGAGCUGUCAUCCGCCAGAAUUCAGACCCUACCUCGGAAGCGCCUGGCCCCAGCCCGAACCCCCCAGCCUGGGUCCGGCAGGAUCAUGAGGCCCCACCCAAGGUGCCUCAGAGGACCUCAUCUAUUGCCACUGCCCUUAACACCAGUGGGGCCGGAGGGGCGCGGCCAGCCCAGGCUGUCCGUGCCAGACCUCGCAGCAACUCCGCCUGGCAAAUCUAUCUGCAAAGGAGGGCGGAGCGGGGGAGCCCCAAGCCUCCAGGGCCCCCUGCUCAGCCCCCUGGCCCGCCCAACGCCUGUAGCAACCCCGACCUCAGAAGGAGCGACCCUGGCUGGGAGCGCUCGGACAGUGUCCUCCCCGCCUCUCACGGGCACCUUCCCCAGGCCGGCUCUCUGGAGCGGAACCGUGUGGGAGCCUCUUCCAAACUGGACAGCUCCCCAGUGCUGUCCCCUGGGAACAAAGCCAAGCCUGAGGACCACCGCUCGCGGCCAGGCCGGCCCGCAGAUUUUGUGUUGCUGAAAGAGCGGACCCUGGAUGAGGCCCCACGGCCUCCCAAGAAGGCCAUGGACUACUCCUCAUCCAGUGAGGAGGUGGAGAGCAGUGAGGACGACGAGGAGGAAAGCAAUGGCGAACCAUCAGAAGGGAGCAGAGACACCCCUGGGACCCGCAGCGAUGGGGACACAGACAGCGUCAGCACCAUGGUGGUCCAUGACGUGGAGGAGAACACCGGGACCCCCACCACCUAUGGGGGUGGCACCAUGGUGGUCCAGCGUACACCCGAAGAGGAGCGAAGCCUGCUGCAUGCCGACAGCAACGGUUACACUAACCUGCCCGACGUGGUCCAGCCCAGCCACUCGCCCACUGAAAACAGCAAAGGUCAAAGCCCCCCCAUGAAGGAUGGAGGCAGCGAUUACCAGUCUCGUGGGCUGGUGAAGGCUCCUGGCAAGAGCUCGUUCACGAUGUUUGUGGACCUGGGCAUCUACCAGUCCGGAGGCAGUGGGGACACCAUCCCUAUCACAGCCCUCGUGGGCGGAGAGGCCAGUCGGCUUGAUCAGCUGCAGUACGAUGUGCGGAAAGGCUCUGUGGUCAACGUGAACCCCACCAACACCCGGGCCCACAGUGAGACCCCCGAGAUUCGCAAGUACAAGAAGCGAUUCAAUUCCGAGAUCCUCUGCGCGGCCCUUUGGGGCGUCAACCUGCUGGUGGGCACGGAGAACGGGCUGAUGCUGCUGGACCGCAGCGGGCAGGGCAAGGUGUACGGACUCAUUGGGCGGCGGCGCUUCCAGCAAAUGGAUGUGCUGGAAGGACUCAACUUGCUCAUCACCAUCUCAGGGAAAAGGAACAAACUGCGCGUGUAUUACCUGUCCUGGCUCCGGAACAAGAUUCUGCACAACGACCCGGAAGUGGAGAAGAAGCAGGGCUGGACCACCGUGGGGGACAUGGAGGGCUGCGGGCACUACCGCGUUGUGAAAUACGAACGUAUUAAGUUCCUGGUCAUCGCCCUGAAGAAUUCCGUAGAGGUGUAUGCCUGGGCCCCCAAACCUUACCACAAAUUCAUGGCCUUCAAGUCCUUUGCUGACCUGCCUCACCGCCCUCUGCUGGUGGACCUGACGGUCGAGGAGGGCCAGCGGCUCAAAGUCAUCUAUGGCUCCAGCGCUGGCUUCCACGCCGUGGAUGUCGACUCGGGGAACAGCUAUGACAUCUACAUCCCUGUUCACAUCCAGAGCCAGAUCACGCCCCACGCCAUCAUCUUCCUCCCCAACACCGACGGCAUGGAGAUGCUGCUGUGCUACGAGGACGAGGGCGUCUACGUCAACACGUACGGGCGGAUCAUCAAGGACGUGGUGUUGCAGUGGGGAGAGAUGCCCACUUCCGUGGCCUACAUCUGCUCCAACCAGAUAAUGGGCUGGGGCGAGAAAGCCAUCGAGAUCCGCUCCGUGGAGACGGGACACCUGGACGGGGUCUUCAUGCACAAACGAGCUCAGAGGCUCAAGUUCCUGUGUGAGCGGAAUGACAAGGUAUUCUUUGCCUCCGUCCGCUCUGGGGGCAGCAGCCAAGUUUACUUCAUGACUCUGAACCGCAACUGCAUCAUGAACUGGUGA